CAUCGCCCCUCAUACACCCCGCUGUCGCCCCUGCUCUUCGUCGGCGUUUCUGCUCUUCGUCGUCGUUCCUGCUCUCUGCUCUGCCUCGGCUGCCUCCCAUCUGCGGCCUGUCUCCAUCGCUACUUUCCGCCACGCCUGCUUCAACCGAAACGAUGGCAGAAUCAUCCCUUGUCUACGGGUAUCUUGCUCGCUUCGACCUGCUCACCAUCCUGAUCACAAAUGACGCCUUCAUUCGCGCUGCGAGUCCACCCUUGUUCGCAAAGCUUCUGAGAGUCUCGAAGCAGACUCGGGCCAUCCUCAAUACCGACAAGAUAUGGGAACAGUUACUAUUCCAUAAACUGCAAAUCACACCCGAAUUCCUGUUCGAGGGUGUCGAUCCCUCUAUCGAUCGGUUGAAAGUGGCGCAAGGGCUCCUCUGCUAUACCCAAAGGCAGAAUCAGCACAGGCCAACCAACCCAUCGAUGCUGGAGAAGGAGAACGAGCUCUGGUCUGAAGUCUAUCGAGACAGACGGCUGUUCAAUCGAGUGCAACGAUACUGCCAAGUGACCGACCCAGAGUUCCACUUCCCCGAGGACGCAAGACCAAACAGAUCCAAGCAGCCAUCCGUCGAGGAGAUGAUCACGAUCGCUGAAAGACGAAACUUUCCCUUCCAGUGGCCGAUAGAGAUGGAAAGAUGGCCAAGUUUCACGAUUCGACCCAGUGCGAGAAGGGGUGGAAACACCUAUGUUUCCAGGCUUUUGCCAUUCGAUAUCCCAAAGAUCGACCGCAUGUGGACAAAGGAACUGACUCUUGAGGAUGUGUCAUUUCUGGAAGUGUCUGGAUGGUCCAGAUGGCUCUCCAAUAUUCAAGAGCUGACCAUCAGACAUAGAAACCGGGAUCGAGUGGCUGGUUCGCUGAUCAGCUUGGAAGGCAUGCCGAAGGAGCUGCCCAUGCUUGCAAAACUCGACCUGAGUGAAUGCAUUGAACUCAAGUCACUCAAGGGAAUGCCUGAGAUGCCAAAGUUGGAGACACUUUAUCUCCCCAAGUCCAUCGAGUUCCUUGAAGGCAUGCCGAAGGAACUGCCCAUGCUCACAUGGCUCAGCAUGAGUGGAUGCAGUGAGCUCAAGUCGCUCAAGGGAAUGCCUGAGAUGCCAAAGUUGGAGAAACUCCUUCUCCCCAAGUCCAUCGAGUCCCUUGAAGACAUGCCGAACGAGCUGCCCAUGCUUGAAAGGCUCAGCUUGAAAGAAUGUAACCAAUUGAAAUCGCUCGAGGAAAUAUCCGAGAUGCCACAUCUGAAAGCGCUUGUGCUCCCCAAGUCCAUUGAGUCCUUGGAAGGCAUGCCAAACGAGCUGCCUCGCCUGACAUGGUUCGACCCGAGUGAAUGCAGUGAACUCAAGUCGCUCAAGGGAAUGCCUGAGAUGCCAAAGUUGGUGACGCUGAAGCUCCCCAAGUCCACCGAGUCCCUUGGAGGCUUGCCGAGGGAACUGCCUUCGCUAAAGCUCCUCACAUCCCCAUGA
Polychytrium aggregatum is the source of this 1496-nucleotide messenger RNA. RefSeq lists its product as uncharacterized. The record is from RefSeq and is a predicted model, not a curated record. The coding region runs from base 153 to 1496 and encodes 447 amino acids. The transcript has a single exon. Lineage: Eukaryota; Fungi; Chytridiomycota; Chytridiomycetes; Polychytriales.